ACGGAGUCGAUAUGGACCAUUUGAUUUUUGUCAACUCAGCGGCGAUCCAAAGUCGAGACGCUGUUCCACAUACAAAUCGAGAAAUGUCAGCACGUGAUUGGCCGACGUAGCAGCUGAUCGCCGUGCCCGAGCCCCGAAGACGGUGUUCCCGUGGCUGUCCGUAGCAGGUAGUAAUCAGUCCUCAACGUGAAUGAAUCAGACGUACACGCGGCGUUGUGUUAUGAGUUGAUAAAUAGAUCCCCGUAUUUAUUAUGGUGUAUAAAGUGGGUGAAAAUACCGUGGAACAAUAUGUUCGUCAAGUUUUACAGAGCGCUUCUGACCCUCCUGCAUAUUUCUUACGCGUUUAUUACCCUCCUGCGGAAGGCGUGGACGGACGCGGCUCAACUUGAACUAUUUAACCUCAGUAGAAGCAAAGUCCUUACGGACGCCGAUUACCUCGUACGUUGCGUUCGGAGGGUCGAUCAGACCCGCCUCCCGAAGCAUCUUGUCCUGAUUCUAGGACGCGAACGAGCCUCGCUUCGCGAUAUUGUCCGCGUUAUCGCGUGGUCGGCAACCGCCGGCAUACCUUGCGUCAGUUUCUACGAUUACGAUGGUAUACUGCGAAAGAACGAAGAGGAAGCCAGGAGGGCGCUGGCUAAAUUCAAACCCGAGCUGGUCGAUCAUGUCAACUGGAAUUCGACGUGUCCAGUGAAAGCCGUUAAGAACGGUGUCAAUGGUGUGAAGCACAAAUUGCAAGUGCAGCUAUUGUCCUACACAGAUGGAAAAAGGGAAGUGGCACUACUCACACAAUCGUUGGGAAAGGGGGUAAUCACUGGAGCACUGAAGUUGGAAGAAAUCAAUUCUGACCUUCUUGAGAACAAGCUACAACUCGGGGGACUCCCUGAUCCCGAUCUAGCUGUUGUUUGUGGAAAAACGUAUAGCACGUAUGGUCUACUUCCAUGGCACAUAAGGACCACGGAAUUCCUCCUAUUGGAGAGUCAUCACAAUAUACGAGUCAAUGAUUUUGUCAACCUAUUGGAGAAGUACGCAAAAUGCGAACAGCGGUACGGGAAGUGAUGAAAAAUUGCUAGGAUCUUAAAUUUUAACACGUCGUAUCAUAUGGCUGUCAAGAAAAUUCAACCCGGUCAAUCGUCACAGGUUGUUGUAUCUAUACAUACGAAUAUAGGGGGAUUCAUACUUCGUGCUGAACUAACCAUGGAUCAAAAGACUGAAAAGAGGAAGUUAAUGGGACAUAUAGGUAACACUUGUUUAGUGCAAAUAUACAAAUAUCUACGUAGUAUGUACAGCCAGGUGUACUAUUGUUUUUUUUUUCUUGAUUCUAUGAUAUUCCGAGCCCCGGUGAAUAGAGAAGGACAACUUCUACAAGCAAGAAUGUAAUUAUUUGUCCCACGUGUAUGUAUAACAUUUCGCAGUUCGUUGGUUUUAAAAAAAAUAAAAGGGAACAACUAUUCCUUACAUCUCUCAACUUACGUGACAACCUGUAUUGCUGAACAUAUUUACUUACUUAUAUGUUAGAAUAUGAACAAAUAGUAAAAAUUUUGGCAGACAAUCGGUAAACAUUUAAACAUUUGCAAUCACUGUACAAGAUGUCCUUCUUCGAGUCUGCUUCAAUGCACCGUUCUCGUGCUGACAAUUUUGUUAUCGGGAGUAGUAAUUUCUUAUGCUGAAGUAUAGAAGGUAUUUAUACGAGGUUAAAUUAAUCUAAAUUAAUAAUCAAUAGAUGCGUAUGAAAUUAAGGAAAUAUUGGAUGAAUUUUAAGUGUUAUUUGCAUACGUACACUGAUAAUUAAACUGAUGUUUAAUAUAACACCAGCCAUCUAUGCUUUUUUAACAACCAGGAAUAAAUUCAUCUAACUGUAAUGUAUUUUUGUUCAAAUGGUACAAUGGAGCAAUUUUUAUUAUUAUUGAAAUUUUAUUUUCACGAAUGAAAUUUGUCACGUAUAAGUAUAAAACAAGCUUCAGCGCGAUGUCCGACACUUGAAAAUAUUCCAAUAUUUUGUAGCAAUUAAAAAGGUGAAGAAUAAAUUAUGGAGCAGUAUGGGAAAUAUUGAUCUAGCGCGAAAAAUUAUUGCGUAAAAUUUCUAGGUGAAACGCAUUGUAAGAAAAGUUCAUUUCAGAUUAAUUAUCUUAAGAAAUAUAAAAUCUGCAGCUUAGACAGUAUUCCCGUCUUGCUUUCCCCUACCGACAACAAACUACCUAUAAUAUGUAUUCACAACAGUGGUAUGUAUCGUGUGAUGAUGUAAAUUAUUAUAAAUCAUAAGUAUAAAAUAUUCCAUGGAAAAAAUUUGUGAUCAUUGGUCAGAUGAAUCGACGUGUGUGUAUAUACUGCAUCUAAAUAUUGUAUACAUAAAUUAUAUAAAUAAUAAGAAGAUAUGUGAACGUAUCAUACAGUUUAGAAUGGGACUGAUCACCCAUGAACCAUAUUCCAAUAAACUACCAUAGUAUUUCAUGAUAA
Messenger RNA from Neodiprion virginianus, 2454 nucleotides. RefSeq names its product dehydrodolichyl diphosphate synthase complex subunit nus1 (gene Tango14). Gene Ontology annotation, molecular function: ditrans,polycis-polyprenyl diphosphate synthase [(2E,6E)-farnesyl diphosphate specific] activity. The transcript has 4 exons. Gene Ontology annotation, cellular component: endoplasmic reticulum membrane; dehydrodolichyl diphosphate synthase complex. Lineage: Eukaryota; Metazoa; Arthropoda; Insecta; Hymenoptera; Diprionidae. The coding region runs from base 289 to 1056 and encodes 255 amino acids. The record is from RefSeq and is a predicted model, not a curated record.